Messenger RNA from Athalia rosae (coleseed sawfly), 1153 nucleotides. RefSeq names its product putative nuclease HARBI1. NCBI's taxonomy places the organism in Eukaryota, Metazoa, Arthropoda, Insecta, Hymenoptera, Athaliidae. The record is from RefSeq and is a predicted model, not a curated record. The transcript is spliced from 3 exons. The coding region runs from base 16 to 1044 and encodes 342 amino acids.
GUCAGGUAACGAAGCAUGGCUCUUCUGCAUCCCCCUUUCCUCUGGGAGAGGUGGAACUCACUUUUUUUCAGGCUUUACGUAUGUGAGUUUGCUGGCACGGCCGAACUUCAUGGUGCGCUCGUAACCGUAACUUCGCAGCUGCCAUUUCUGGGUUCCCAUGGGCACGGUGACGAGCAAGAAUUAAGCGCGGCUGUUAGAUUUUAUGAGACGGGAUUUUAUCAGCGACCAGUUGGUGAACAAUGGGGAAUAUCCAUGAGCCAGUCGUCAAUCAGUCGCUCUAUACGAAGUAUCACAAACGCCAUAAUCGAAUUACUUCUAAGACCGUGGGUAAGGUUCACAAUAUCCGAGAUGGAGAGGCGAAUUGCACGCCAAGAAUUCCAAACACUGGAUCAGCCUUUUGAAGGUGCAAUUGGUGCAAUCGAUUGUUCCCAUAUUGCGAUCAUUGCUCCAAGAGAACAUGAAGAGGGCUAUGUUAAUCACCAUGGUUAUCACUCGAUAAAUGUGCAAAUGAUCUGUGAUCCGAACCUAAAGGUUCUAAAUGUUAAUGCCCGGUAUCCUGGAGCUCGUAAUGAUUCGUAUAUUUGGAGUGCGUCGCCAGUACGACGAAUAAUGCAGCAGUGGUACGAACGUGGUGAACGCGAGACAUUUCUUAUUGGUGAUCAGGGUUAUCCACUUGAGCCAUGGCUAAUGACUCCUUUACCAAAUGAACGACUGGGAACACCUAGAUUUUUAUACAACCAAGAUUUUUGUAGUGCAAGGAAUUGCGUGGAACGCCUCUUUGGAGUUGUAAAAUCCACCUGGAGAUGCCUAUCGAAGCACAGAGUUUUGCAGUAUGAACCUGGUAUGGCAGGAAAAAUAGUAAAUGCUUGUGCAGUUUUACACAAUAUGCGUAUUAGAAACGGAAUACAAAUGGAAAUGAUUGAUGAAAACGAAAUAGAGGGCGAUAAUCCAAUCGUACACGAUGCUGACGAUGAUGAUCUUCGUCCACUGGCUGCUGCACGCCGCGUUCAAGAUCGCUUGAUUAGACAGAGAUAUGGCAUUUGAUGUAAGAUGAUCUAUUUUAUAACGACGUGGCGGUACAACGUAGUUGUGCUGCUAUACAGAAAUCUAGUUUCAAAACUCUUGAAAUUGUACAUAUUCUCGCAAAUGAGAC